This is a messenger RNA of Pelobates fuscus (common spadefoot toad), 6766 nucleotides long. RefSeq names its product envoplakin (gene EVPL). Gene Ontology annotation, cellular component: cytoskeleton; cytoplasm; intermediate filament. The transcript has 23 exons. Gene Ontology annotation, biological process: intermediate filament cytoskeleton organization; wound healing. Lineage: Eukaryota; Metazoa; Chordata; Amphibia; Anura; Pelobatidae. The record is from RefSeq and is a predicted model, not a curated record. Gene Ontology annotation, molecular function: cadherin binding; structural molecule activity. The coding region runs from base 541 to 6636 and encodes 2031 amino acids.
CUGUGUUCCCUUCCAUCCCCUCCACUAAUCCAGUACCUCACCUCUUCUCUACCUGAGACACCACACCUGUACCUUGCCUCCCUCCCUCCUUGAACAGUGGUCUGGACACAUACCAAUCAUUCCAGCCGAAUUCUGCAUUACCUGCGUGCUUUCUUUGUGGGCUAGGAUGUGGGAGGCGGAGAGACAAGGGACACGGAAAAGCUAAAGUCCCAACAUUGGAACAGAGUUGUAUCACAGAAUGUGAAAAAAACAUCCUUUUUGGAGAAUUUGGAGCGGAACAAGCUAGCACAGACCUAGAUCUUCGUAAGAUCAGAAAUGUACGGGUGUUUUGCAAUCAUAUUUUCUAAUGCUUGACCCUUCCGCAGUCAGGUCCCAUCGCACAGGCAAAAUCUCCAGGGAGGAGUCUGACGCCUCCUAUACCGUCCUGUCCUACAACUCUUCAGAUCUCCAGCUGGUCGCUGUCAUCUCUUCAGGUGCAACGUACAGAGGGACUUAGGCUUGGGACCCAAAAGAAGCCGCCGAGAAGGGGUAAACGCCAAAAUGUUCAAAGGACAAAGCAAAUCUCCUACAAAGUCUCCGACAAAGUCUCCUACAAAGUCGCCUUCGAAAUACAGCAAGGCGACUGCAAAUGAACUAUCUCUGUUGAUUGCUCGCAUGCAAAAAAAUGCUGACCAAGUGGAAAGAAAUAUCCUGGAAACGAGUCAAAAACUAAAGCAGGAUGCUGGAAAUUAUGCCAUGAAGAAUGCUUUUCAGCAUCAGCAAGAAAAUGCUAAAAGUCUGAAGGAUUCUGAGAUGCUGCUUAAGGAUCUGUUCUUGGAUGUGGACAAAGCAAAGAAAUACGGACAUCCGCAGGCAGGCGAAAUAGAAAACGACAUCCGCCAGCUGCAUGAACGAGUGAGCCAGGAGUGUUCCGAAUACAGAGAUGUGUAUGAGAAACUGAACCUUGUCCCUCCAGAGCCCACAGUGAACUGGCCACAGAUCUUGGACAGUAAAAAGCAACAAGUAAAGGAAGGUCAGUAUGGACCCAGCCUUGCCGACGUGGAGCGUCAAAUCGCAGAACAUAAUCUGUUACAGCACGAGAUUGAUGAAUAUGGCGCAGACAUACGUAACCAACCCCAGGGAAUUAAGAACCAGUAUCAAGAUGUUAAGGAGGCUGUCACGUGGAGGGGUCAGUACCUCAGCAGCCUAUAUAACCACCUCCAUGGCUGCACCAAAGAGCUGCUCUACCUGAACGAAGAACAGAAUAGAAUCCUAAAACAGGACUGGAGUGACCAGAUACCCGACCUUCCCGGCACCCGCAGGCAAUAUGAGCGAUUUAAAUCUGAAGAAUUGCUACCCCAGGAGGAAAAAGUGAAUGACUUACUGGAUGACGGGGAUAGGAUGGUCGAACUCAAACACCCAGGAAGCAGCUGUAUCUUGGCACACAAUGAGGCUCUGAAAGGAGAGUGGCAGAAUUUUCUAAACCUAUGUAUCUGUCAGGAGAACCAUCUAAAGAAUGCCGAGGAUUACAAGAAGUUCCAGGAUGAAGCUGAUUCUGUUUCCGAGAUCAUAAAAAACACCAACCACAAUCUUGAAACCAAAUACAGUCAACCCAACCUUAGCAGCCCAACUGAGCUCCAGCUACAGUUGGGCAAGGAUGAGAAACAGCUCAUACAAGCUGAGAAAACUUUAGCUGGCCUCAAACAGAAGAGCCCAGAGAUUGUGCCUAUUAAACAAAGAAGGAUCAGGCCAAAACAACCUACGCAAGUGGACACAAUAUGUGACUGGGACUCGGGAGAUGUCCAGCUUACGAAAGGUGACACCUACACUCUAAAAGACAACAGCAAGAAAGAAAGCUGGGUUGUGCAGAGUCCUGAUGGAAAGACUAUAAAUGCCCCAGCCACCUGCUUCGUGAUUCCACCCCCAGACUUGGAGUCGAUUGAUAGGUUGAAGAGGUUGGAAGGAGAUCUGAGUGAUGUAAAGAAGAAAACAGCAGCAGUGCAAAAUACCCUAAAAUCUAGCACUCGCGAGCCUACUAGACCCAACCAGAUGGCUCCUGUAAGCGCUCCUCCGAUACCUCCAGCAAGGACAUCUAGCGUACCCACUGACCCUCAAAGUGAACAGAUUCUCAAAAAAUUGGACAAGAUCUAUGGAGACCUACAAGAUACUGAACAGGAUGUACUGUCAAGGUUGCGUUCACCUGUCAGCCGGUCUUCGCCUAGUCAGGACAUUACUGGGAGGCUGAAAGACCAAGAGGCAACUGCUCGGAAGCUGCAGGGUAUUGCAUCCGAUAAAGAUACAGUUCAGAAGGAAUGUGAAAGCUUCCUGUCUAAGAAGCCAUCGGGCCCGGUAGCCUCUCAGCUCCCAAGCUCCCUGACAAAAGUCAGCAACAAAUACAACGAUGUCAAGGCUCUGACAUCCUUCUAUGGAGAAGAAGCUAAGGCAUCCCUAAACCUGGAGAAUCAGAUCAAGAAGACAGAUGAAAUGAUCAGUGGAUUUGAAGGAAGGCUGGCAAAUGAUGGCGUUAUUCAAUAUUCUCCCAGUGCCCUGCAGGACAAAGUCACUGAUAUCCAGAAAACUAAGCGAGAACUUGUGAGCAAACAAGACAAUCUCUUGAAGCUGAAUCGGAGUUUAAAAGACACAGAGCUAGCAUGCAACGCAUUACAGAGCAACACGCAAGAGCACAGCCCCGACCUCCCCCGCCAACGAGCAGAAGUCCAAAGAUUAAAUGAUCGCUACCAUGCUAUUGCUGACCAGCUUGAUCAGAGAGAGAAGAUUUUGAGAGAUGCCAAUUUGCCGUACCAGCAAUUUAAAUCCUCCAGCGACAGCUUGGACACCUGGCUUAAAAGUCUCCCAAGGAAUCAAGUGAACUCAUCGGAUAGUCCCAGCCAGGUCAAUUAUAAACUCCAGUCCCAAAAGAGGCUGGUGGAUGAGAUCCAUAGAAAAGAGCCAGAGAAAAACAACAUAGUGAAAUUAUCCCAAGGCCUUGUGAAUACACUAGAAGAUUAUGGCGCACUUAAUGAACGGUAUCGCUCAACUCUAGAUCCCAACAUUGAAGCUACUGAUCCUAAAAGGACUCGGAUCACAACAUUGCAAGAUGGGAUUUUAAAUCAGGAAAAGGAUUUAGUGAAGCGUUACACAGAGACUGAGGUGGAAAGCAAGCAACAGCUGAACCAGAUGACAUUUGCAAAGAAUAUUCUAGACAAGUCAGAUACUCAGGACGGAGUUAAAGUAACAACACAGAACAACCUGCGCUCAGAAAAUACACGGAGAUCUGUUCAAGAGUCAGAGACCCUUUUGAAACAACUGGAAGAAGAGAAACAAAAAGUGGGUGAAGUGCAACAGUCACUAGAAGAAAACAGAAAGAGGCUUCUGCUAUUAAAGACUCAAAGACCUGUAGAAAGACUGGAGGAGAAGGAGGUGGUGCAGUAUUACAGAGACCCAAAACUAGAAAGUGAGUUGGUAAAACUAAAAAGCCAAGCAGAACAAGCAUAUAAAGGCAGAGAAAUAACACAAACAGAGAUAGAAUUGGUUAACAAAAAGGUAGUUACAUUGGAGAACCAGAGAAAGAGCAUCAAACCUCAGCUUCUCACCAAAGAGGUCACACAGAUUGAGCGGGACCCUAGCCUAGAAUCUCAGGCAACAACAUUAAAGAAAGACAUCAAAAGUAUGAAAGAUGAGAACAACUCAAUUACUGUGGAACUAGAAAGUCUAAGGAAAGAGGUCCUGUUGCUAGAGAAGAAACAACCAAAUAUUGUAGAAAAAGUGGUUGUAAAGGAGGUGGUGAAACUAGAGAGAGACCCUGAGAUAGUAAAGGCUACUAGAACUUUACAAAUGCAGAUUGAUGAAGAAAGCUUCCAAAGAAAGUCUCUUCAGGACAAUAUUUUGAAGCUGAAGAGGAGGACAGAAGAACUGGAGAGAACAAUUGGGUUAGUGGAACCUAAGGUCAUAGUAAAGGAGGUAAAAAAGGUGGAGCAGGACCCAGAAAUACUAAAACAGGCUGCCAGGCUUAAAACUCUCAUAGAAGAAGAGCAGAAAAAGAGCGUGACCCUAACUCGUGAAGUGACAGAACUUCAGUCAAAGUAUGUAGUGGUGGACAAACAGAAACCCAAGGUGGAAAUCAAGGAACGGGUCAAUGAAAUAUUUGUUGUGGAGCCUGAAACUGAGAAAGAGAUUGCACGUUUGAAGAAUGCCUUGCAAGAUAUAGCUUCAAAAAAAUCUUUCCAAGAGAAAGAGGUGAGCACAAUUCGCAAUGAUGUGAUUCUUUUACAGUCACAGAAGCCUGUAGUGGAAUAUAAAGAAGUGGUUCAAGAGGUAGUGAAGCUUGAGAGGACCCCAGAGGUGUUAAAGGAGAAUGAGAGGCUGAGAGGACAACUCGAUGAACUUGAAAAAAACAACAAUAGAUAUCUGGAGCAGAAGUCGAAACUUUCUAAAGAAAGAGAUGACUGGAAAAAGGAAAGGUCAAAAGUGGAGACGAAAACUGUCAACAAGGAGGUGGUCAAGUAUGAAAAUGAUCCUUUACUGAUAAAGGAGGCAGAGCGCUUGCGUCAGGAAGUACGUGAUGAGUCACAGAAAAGGAGAGCAAAAGAAGAUGUAGUAUAUGACUUGCAAAGCAAGUAUCUGCUUCUGGAAAGGAGGAAACCAGAGGAAAGAGUGGUAGUGCAAGAAGUAGUUAACCUGCAGAAAGAUCCCAAAAUAGCAGAAGAACACUACAGACUUAGCAGAACUUUGGAUGAGGAAGUGAGUAACAGACGCCGACUGGAAAGGGAGGUGCAGCACUUACGUAAUCUGGUGGAAGAAAAAGAAAAACGACUAAACUUCCAAGAAGAGAGAGAUAAAAAGUUGGCUGCAGAGAAGGAGCUGCGUCAGAUAACAAUGAGAAUCAAGGAGAUUGAAGAGCGACCUCCACCUGUGCAAGAGAAGAUUGUGAUGGAGGAAGUGGUAAAAGUGGAAAAGGAUCCUGUGAUGGAGCAAUCAGCCAAUUCACUGCGCAAUGAAUUAGAUACAGAAAGGAGCAAGAUUAUGAACAUAGAAAGAGAAUGUAAAAACCUACAGUCAAGAGUAGACAUCUUGCAAAUAGAAAAAUCACUAGAAAAAACCAUCUACAAGGAUGUUAUCAGAGUAGAGAAAGAUAAGGUACUUCACAAUGAGUGGGCCAAGCUGCGAGAACUUUAUAAUAAAGAGCGUAACGCCAGGCAACUCAAGGAAGAUGAGAACAGAAGACUCAAGGAGAAGAUUGAGAAGGUGGACUCAACAAAGAAGACAUGGUCGAAGGAGGGAGAAGAGCUUCAAAGAGCUAGAUCUAUAGCCCAACAGGAAAAAGCAGCAAUAGAAAAUGAACUGCUUGGACUCAGAAGACAACAGCAGCAGAAGAGUGUUUUCCUGAAUAAAGAGUCAGAAUUGCUAACACAGAAAGCAGAGAAUGUACGUCAGAAGAAGAUUCAGAUGGAGCAUGAGCUUUCUCGCUUAGAAACCAAAAUUCUGGGUGAAAAAGACAAAAUUUAUGAGAAGGAAAGGCACAUUCGUGAUCUACAAUCUCGCGUUAACCGAGAGGAGCGUAAUCAGGAAACACAAAUGAGAGAAACCAAUGUUUCCACAAAAAUUUCAAUCCUGGAUCCAGACACUGGGAAGGAAAUGUCACCCUACGAAGCUUAUAAGAGAGACAUUAUAGACAGGAGUCAGUAUAUCCAGUUGCAGGAAUUAGAGUGUGACUGGGAGGAGAUAUCCACCACAGGAUCCAGUGGUGAAAUAUCUGUUCUUUUGGAUAAAAAGAGUGGUAAGCAGUAUUCCAUUGAAGAAGCACUAAGGACUAAGAAUAUUACCAAAGAAGAACUGCAGAUGUAUAGGGAUGGAAGGAUCCCAAUAUCAGAAUUUGCCCUUCUCGUUGCUGGAGAAAACAGGCCCCAAUCAAUGUCUAUUGGUUCCAUUAUUGGACCUAAAUCGCCACCACCCAAUCAAACCCAAACACGCACAUUCGUUAGCCAUAAUGCUCCCAAGACUUUCCAUGAUGACAGCUUUCCUAUUGCUGGAAUUUAUGACACUACUGUUGACAGCAAAUGUCCAAUCAGAAGUGCAAUAACAAGAAAAAUGAUUGAUCCAGCAACAGCUCAGAAGCUGCUGGAGGCCCAGGCUGCUACUGGAGGUAUUAUCGACAUUAUAAAUAAAGAACGUUUUUCAGUUCAUAAAGCCAUAGACAAAGGCAUGAUUGAUGGUAACAACCUACAUAGUCUACUGAAUGCCCAGAAAGCUUUCACAGGAGUUGAGGACCCAGUAACAAAGAAACGCUUGUCAGUGGGAGAGGCUGUACAGAAAGGAUUAAUGUCUAAAGAAACAGCGUUACCUUAUUUGGUUGUACAGCAUCUUACAGGGGGUCUUAUUGAUACAAAGAAGACAGGCAGAAUCCCAGUUUCAGAUGCUGUAGAGCAGGGAAUGGUGAGCAAAGAUUUGGCUGAGCAAAUACAGGAUGAAGCAAACUAUGAGAAGACCAUCACAGAUCCAAUCACUAAAGAAAAACUGAGCUACAAGGAAGCCAUGGCUCAAUGUCGGAAAGACCCAGGGAGUGGACUUCUGUUGCUCCAAGCAGCUUCAGAAAGCUACCAGCCUGCUGUCUACCGUCCUGUGAACACCAUCCCAUCAUUGAAAUCCUACAAGUACUAGGGGAAAGGGGAACGUCCGAUAUCUAUUUUAAUGUAUUGUAAUUGAGCUGUAUUGUUGUAUCCUGUUUUAGAAUGAAUACAUCUGCUGUUAUGGAAAUACUGUGUCUAUGUUGAAUAGCGUGUGUUCCUUU